Messenger RNA from Vigna angularis (adzuki bean), 1869 nucleotides. Its product is annotated as probable 2-carboxy-D-arabinitol-1-phosphatase. The record is from RefSeq and is a predicted model, not a curated record. Lineage: Eukaryota; Viridiplantae; Streptophyta; Magnoliopsida; Fabales; Fabaceae. Gene Ontology annotation, molecular function: phosphatase activity. The transcript is spliced from 9 exons. The coding region runs from base 109 to 1638 and encodes 509 amino acids.
GGAAACAACUGCAACCAACCAUAUUAUUACAUAAUAAUAACAUAAAAAAUUAAAAAGAAACAGAAUAUGAAGUCCCAACCCAAUUAGAGUGGCAGCAGACACAGUACGAUGUUUUUGGUGGUAAGACCAUGUGGUUCUUCUUCUGCGGGUAUUCAUCGUCUUCACCCCACUCCCUCAUCGCACCGUAGCAGAAACGUCGUCAUUCGAUGCUCGCUCAGCAGCGUGCAGGAGAAGAAGGAGAAAGCUGAAUUGGAUUCGGAGCUGCAGCCUUCGCUGGCAUUUCCACCGAUCAGGGCGGCGAAGAGGGUGGUUCUGGUGAGGCACGGGCAAAGCACGUGGAACGCAGAGGGGAGAAUCCAAGGAAGCUCUAAUUUCUCUGUUCUGACGAAGAAGGGGGAGUCUCAGGCUGAGACCUCACGCCAAAUGCUCAUCGACGACCACUUCGAUACCUGCUUUGCCAGUCCUUUGGCUCGAUCCAAGAAAACCGCUGAAAUCAUUUGGGGAUCUCGCCAGGACCCCAUCAUUACCGACUUUGAUUUGAGGGAAAUCGAUUUGUACUCCUUUCAAGGUCUGCUGAAGCAUGAGGGGAAAGCAAAAUUUGGUUCUGCUUAUCGUCAAUGGCAGGUGGAUGCUGAGAAUUUCAUCAUUGAUGGUCAUUAUCCAGUUAGAGAAUUGUGGGAACGUGCUAGAAGCUGCUGGACUAAAAUCUUAGCUCAUGAUAGCAGGUCUGUUCUUGUGGUUGCUCACAAUGCUGUUAAUCAGGCUCUUGUUGCCACAGCAAUUGGUCUGGGGUCUGAGUAUUUCAGAACAUUACUUCAGAGCAAUUGUGGUGUUAGUGUGCUGGACUUCAUCCCAAGAUCUGAUGAUGGAUCUCCGCAUAUUUGCCUUAACCGCUUAAAUCAGACCCCUGGUUCACCUAUUGCUGGUGGGAAAUCUGGAGGUCGAGAGACAAGUAAGAGGAUCGUACUUGUUUGUAAUGGAUCAACACAAGGAAAUACAGAGGAUGGUUUUCCUUUGGGUGGUGAUCAACCAUUGAACAUGCUUGGUGUCAUACAGUCCCAGAAAUCUGCAGAGCUACUACUUGAUUUGAGAGUGAGUUCCAUAAUUAGCAGUCCCAAUAAAGCCUGUGUUGGGACAGCCUCGGUAAUCUCCCAGGUACAAGAAGCUGCAGACUGCUUGGGAGCUGACUGUGUGCCUCGAUAUGUUGAGAUGAAGCAGAUGGGGGAACUUGAUGUUGAAGCUAUCUUCAAACAAUCUGAAACGGAUAUAUCCAAUUUUCCGCCAUUUCAACCUGGUUGGUUAAAUAGAGUAGAUGAUGGACUGAGAACAACAUUAUGGAAUCAAUCUGGAAAAGCCUGGCUAUCUUUGUUGGAUGAAAUAUCUGAUGAAUCUAAGCCAGGAGAAGUUAUAGUGGCAGUUGGUCAUCCUGCAAUCAACAUAGCACUAAUGGGGCACUGCCUUAAUUUGAGCAAAGAAUGGUUGGGAUCAUUUCAUCUUGAUGCAGGGAGCGUUAGUGUUCUUGACUUCCCUGAUGGAGCUAAGGGAAAAGGUGUAAUCAGAUGCAUAAAUUAUACUGCACACUUGGGGAGAUGGUCCAUACCUAUCACAAGAUCAACAGAAGAUGGUGAAGAGUUUUAAGUGUAAACAUGUGAUUCUAAAAUGGAAUUGAAAUAACACCCAUAUCUGAAUUGUAGAGUUUCAGAGGUUCAACAUGGUCAAGAUGGUUGAAAUUUCAAGGCAUGAUAUGAUGACUGCAAAACUGAAAUCUUAUAUAAGGUAUUUCGCUUAUAAGAUCACUUCAAGAUAUAGAUAUUGCUUGAUGUGAUAUGUACAGUUCAUAACACCAAUCAUCCAAGAUUACUUUCUCAA